Molecule: messenger RNA, 519 nt
Organism: Corylus avellana
Lineage: Eukaryota; Viridiplantae; Streptophyta; Magnoliopsida; Fagales; Betulaceae
Source: RefSeq, a predicted model, not a curated record
AUGGAAAACUUGCUAUGUGAUGAGGCGUGGCUAUCCAGCCCUGCUGUAACACCCAUUGAUCAUCAUCAUCAUCAUCAUGCACCCCAUCACAGUUCAGAGAGCUACCUUGGUGGUUCGUCUUAUAUGACCAAGGAAGACUCCGAGGAGGCCCUUGCUAUAUACCUGGAGAAGGAGAUCAGUUACAUGCCGGAAGAUAAUUACGUUGGGCAUCUCCGGUCGGAAAAUUUUACCAGUGCUAGAUAUAGAGCCACCCAAUGGCUUUUUAGGUCCAGAAGUCGGUUGAAUCUCUCUUUUGGAACUGCUUUCAAUGCUGUAAAUUACCUUGAUCGGUUCAUAUCUAUGAAUCAAUGCAAUGGAUGGAGCUAUUGGAUGGUUGAAUUAUUGUCUGUUGCGUGCUUAUCUGUUGCCUCCAAGUUCUGUGAAACCUGCACUCCUACAUUGCAUGAAAUUCAGGAAACGAAUAAUCCAACAGCCCGUAACGAGUCGGAUCCACUCGGACCGCCCCGGAUAAUUGCGUAG